AUGCCCCGACGCAGACCCAAUUACGAUUUUGAAAUUCAUGUCGACCCUUCCUGCCUCAGUGCAGAAAUGGAAGAAGAAAACAGAUCUCAGUCAGGUGACAUAGAGGUCGCUGGAGACGCGGCACCUACCCACGAAGCAACACAACAGGAUCUUCCCGAACCGCACAUAGACGAGAUCGAACACGACGGCGAUGCCGCAAACACUAGUCUAAUGUCUGAAGAUAGAAGCUUGGAUCCAGAUAUGGUCGACACGGUAGAGGGGGACGGGUCCACAGAAAAUACUGCUGCCGACUUCUCGGAAUUGAGCCACGAUGAUCUUUCAGAGGCACUGCAGGACAUAUCAUAUGCAGAGGACUCGAUCUACGAAGAGGAAGCAAACGACCAGGGGGAAGAAGAAGCGCCUUCGGGUCACGAAGGUUCCAUACUUCCUAGUAUUGAGAGCGAUGCAGAGAAUGAGGCACACGAAAUCUCUGUUUUAGACGAUUCCCUUCUCGAAGACGACAGAUCGUCGCACAUUGGCACACCGCGAGGGACAUCUUUACGAACAGAAGCUCUUAUACAACAAGCGGCCAGAGAUAUCGUCGCUCGGCUUGGAAGCCCCAAUAGCGAACGCCAACAAUACGAGGAAGGGGAUGAGUCUGUGCUUAGCUCCCAUAGAGAUGUCUCGGAAGACCAACAAGAACUUAGCGAGUUAUCUUUGAUGGGAGGCCAAGUAGAGGCCGUGCCCGGGGAACGCCAAGUACCAAACACAGCCGAUGAGGGUGGUGACAGCAGCUCGCAACACGGUACGGACGAAGACGUUUUCAGCGACAACAGUGCAAGAAACUCUAUGGGAUCCUACGAUGGGGGUUCCGAGUCCGGCAAAGGGACGGCGAUUGGGGACGAUACUUCUGUUUCUGGACGGACCCCUCGUAUCUCCAACAUCUCCCAAUACGACUACAAAGAUGAAGACUUCAUCCCAACUAUCCGGGGUACUUCCAGACGCAGACCGCCUUUCCGCACGCCUGAGGAUGUUCGUGCGAUGCAGAUGUCUUCUCCACCUCCCUCCACUCGGGGAUCCGUCAUCGGCUCUUCACGUUCGAGCAAGCGUCAUUUCCCAACCGUGUCCCGUCUGGGGAGCCCGACACCGUCGGUACAAUAUUCGCCCAAAAACCGAACACCUUCCAGGUUCAAGGUCAAGGAAGCACCGUUGGUACUCCUCCAUGUCACCCUCCUACCCCUUCGAUGGAUGUGGGGCGAUGUUAUCAAUACCUUUGAGGCUUCAGAAAUGAGUGAAGAGGCAAAGACUUUGCGUGAGUCAUGGCGCAUGCUCCAGGACCGUAUGGGCGAUACUGUAUUUGAGAGAGGUAUUCUUCUCGGCCAUCCUCAGAAUGAUUAUGAACUUCUUGAGGAACGCCUGCUCGAAGCCCUCGACUUGCCACUACGGCGGCGCGCUCGAAUCUUGGAAUGUGGCCAUUACCUCGGACCGGCCAAUGAAACGACAAUAGGAGAUGAUUCGGAGAGUGAAGAUGACUACGAGAUGGAUCGUCCAGUUGCCAAGAGACAUUGGUGCAAGACGUGUAAGAGUGAAAUCUACUACGAUUCUCUCGGCCCUGGAAAGAUUUUCAGAGUCAAAGUUUACGCUAGCAACGGUCUCAUGAGGGCCGGUGCUUGGGACGCUUGCUGGAAGGAGAUGGAACGGGUAGACAUUGAGCUGGAACCUGUCAUUGAGCCAGGCGUUAAUGAGGAACUGGCUCGACUAGUCAUUCUUCAAGAAGAGCGCGAAGCGGCUGCUGAUCGGCAGAUUGAGCUCGCUGCCAACAUUAUCCAGCAUGUUGGGGACCAAGUCGAUGAACAACUAGAUCGUUCUUUCGACCAACGUCCUGAUCUUGUCCACGCACAACUUGAAAUCGCACCCGCCCGCCCUGAGCCUUUACCGGAUCGCGAGUCACUGGGCGAAGAACGUCACUUGCGCGAUGAGUGUCGUCCACGCGAGAUCUGUGGUAGUACGCCGAUCCCGCAGAUUGAGCCAAGACAACCAGAUGCAUCCACCCAUCAGCUGCAUGCUGACUCUUUUGUUCAGCUACCAUCGCCAAGCUCACCGUCAGAAGAAGCCUAUGAGCGCCUGCAAGCUCGCCGCCAGUCUCUGCAGUCAGCAUCAUUUUUCGAACUGCUCAUGCAAUCUGUCAGAGUCUUAAUGAAAGACACAAGAAAUAUUUUCAUUAUUGGGUUGAGCUUACUCGUUCUCCUAAUGGCAUUACGAUCUUCACAACAGUCUCAAAUGAUGGAUACCAUGCUCUUUGAAAAUAAAAGCGCUCCACAAGUGCAGCAGGCGGCCGAUAUGAUAGAGACGCCUGUUGAUGCGCGAGAAAAGGUUUCAGUCGUUGAUGAUACCGUUAACUACUCUGCGAAUACACAGAGCACCUCAACUCAGUCGAUUGUUGCCCAAGAGAGCGUUGCACCAACUAGUGCCUCGCCCGUCCAGAAACCAUCCAUGACGACCUCCCUGGUCCAAGAGCUACAGCAACACAACACCAUCGUGCCUGAAGUAGUCCACUCUGUUUCGCAGGAGACAAUGACCCAGAAGACAACUGUCAAAGUCGUAGAGACAGUCACCGAAACUGCAACCCUCAGGAUCGAGACAAUUACGGAAACCGAGACCAUGAAAGUCAAGGCUACCGUGACUAUGACAGAAACUUCGGAAACAUCUGAGCCUACUAGCGACUUAGGUCUCUGGGGAUAUCCAGGCGACGCGACCGAGACUUCACCAGUUUCAGAACCCACUAGCGAUCUGGAACUGUGGGUCCAUUCUAAGGAGAUGACCGAAGUUGAUGAAAUGCCCGCUACCAAUGACAUGACCGCCUAUGCCAAAAUGCCUGAAAUUGAUGUUGGCAUGUGGUUCGAUGAGAGCAUGCUGCUCGAGGCUGAUAUGCCCUCUGUUGGUGGGGUGCCCGAGAUUGGCGCCGGUGUGCGGGUUGACGACAGCAUGCUGCUUGAGGCAAACUGA
Molecule: messenger RNA, 2985 nt
Organism: Truncatella angustata
Lineage: Eukaryota; Fungi; Ascomycota; Sordariomycetes; Amphisphaeriales; Sporocadaceae
Exons: 1
Coding region: 1-2985 (994 amino acids)
Source: RefSeq, a predicted model, not a curated record